CUCGCACACGCACAGAACUAACCCUUACAGAAGUGACGGAUCUUUAUUUCCUGUGUUUCAUGUCCUCAACUUUCUGACAACAAGCUGAGAAGACAAGAGGAGUCAGAGGAGCUGCUGCACAUUUACAACAUGGCUGUGUUCGAGAACUCCUCUGUGCUCUUGGACAUGAAGAAUUUGUCCUACAAAGAGAAGAAGAAACUGAAGUCGGCAGUGACAGAGAACGGAGGCAACGUUUCCUUUGUGGUCAAUAAACAGUGCACUCUGAUAGUGACCAGUGACGUGUCCAACCUGAGCUCCAACAGGCUGCGGAGCAUCCAGAAGCACCAGACGCCCGUGGUCGGGGUGGAUUACGUGUACAGAUGUCUGCACAGAGGAGCUCUUCUGCCUGUGGAGGAAUUCAAACUGGAUGCCUCUCCUCCUGCUGCCUUCUCGCCUCCUCUUCCUCUCUCCUCACCGAGGCCUGCUCCAUUCUCACAUCCCGUGUCCAGAGCAGCAGUGAUCACAGCGGUUGUCGAGCUUCCUAAAGGUCAAGCGAAGCCUGUGGACUCUGUCGGGCUGACUCCGUGCGCAGAGACUCCAGAGAGGAGCGGAAAAGUCCUGGACAAGUUCAGAAUUUACACCGAAACUGAUUCGGAUCUUCCAUCGUACCCGAACGAUUUUCAAGUGGCAAAAUAUUCAAUCUUUGAAAAGAUAAACAGCAACACUCGGUGUGUGCUGGAGCUGCAGAGUUUUAAAGGAGAGAAAGGACGACAGUACUGUGUGGUCCGGUGCUGGAAGAGUGAUGUAGAAGCAAAGAAGGAGCUGGUGUUUCUGGCCACAUCUGAGGACGCUGUAGACGUGUACCGGGCGCUGAGAGAGACCUCGCAGGCUGCUGGUCUGCAGCCGAGACGCAGCAUCCCUCCACAGUCCCUGGGCCUGGCGUCCUUCCCACUGCAGCAGCUGCUGCUGGAGGAGAAACUGAACACAGGGUGUGUAUCGCGGGAGGUGGGCGUCUUUGUGGAGCUGCUGUGGACUGAAGCCCUCGGUCAACUCAGCCUCCUCCUCACCGUUCCAAUCGACAAGCUCAGCCUCAAUGACGUGAGCAGGGCGGAGGGCUUGUUGCUUCAGGCCCAGAGGAAGCUGAAGGAGAGAAAUCUUGCUGAGAUGGUGAUUCUCAUGCAAGAGUUUAACACUCUGCUGCCACACAGGGAGUCACUUCUACUGCAGGACACCAAGGUCCUCUCUCAGAAACUGGACCUCUGUCAGUUAAUUCGAGACGUCCUGAACGUGAGUGAGAUGUCUCUGAGAGGCCCCGCCCCCUCCAGUCUGGGGAAGUACCGCGCUCUGAGGUGCAGCAUUGAGACCGUUCCCCCCGGCAGCUCUGACUUUCAGGCCGUGACAUCUAUGCUGCGGGGCAGCAAACUGCAGAUUCAGCAGAUUCUGCGAGUCGGCCGAGGGGUGGAGCUUCAGACAUUUAAGAACGAGCUUGGGAACGUUCAGAUGCUUCUUCACUCAUCCAGCCCCAGCAACUUUGUAGGAAUCCUGUCUCGUGGUCUGCUGUUGCCUCAUGCUGGAGUGGAGCAUCAUGGGAUAGAGAGAACAGACGUCGGUAAUCUGGGCAGUGGAAUCUACUUCAGUGACGCCGUCAGCUCCACUUUGAAAUACUCCAGGCCCAGUGUGUCAGACGGGGCUCGGCUGCUGUUGGUGUGUGAUGUGGCGCUGGGAAGUUGCAGGGACGUGCACAAGAGAGACGUCACACUGACCAAAGCCCCCGAGGGUCACCACAGUGUGCACGGAGUCCGCUGCACCCCUAACACUCACUCUGAGUUUGAGGAUGACGAGUACGUGGUGUACAGUCCUGAUCAGGUGAAACUGAAGUACGUGGUUCAGUUCAGCAUCGAGGGAGAAGAGCUGAGGGAGUUCAGUCCAGCUGUCGACACUUCGGCUGAGCCGUGUCCGCCUCCGUCUCUCCAAGUGCUCAGUUCAGAGGACGUUGCAGUAGAGGACAUUAAAAACCCUCUGGACGAAGUGAAGGCCGGACUGUUGGACAGCUCUGGUCAGCAGCUCCCCCUGCAGGCUGUCCACGUGAAGUGCAAACUGGUGGAUCUGCUCUCUCAGGUCAUCAUUUUCCAAGAAUACACCAACAACAGCUCCGGGUCAAUCGAGGCCAAGUAUGUUUUCCCAUUGGAUGAUUCUGCAGCUGUGUGUGGAUUUGAAGCUUUUAUAAAUGGGAAACACGUCGUGGGAAAGGUGAAGGAGAAAGAGACGGCUCGUAAGGAGUACAAACAGGCUAUUGAGAAAGGCCAUGGAGCAUAUCUCAUGGAUCAGGACGCACCCGACGUGUUCACCAUCAGUGUGGGCAACCUGCCACCCGGAGCCAGUGUCCUCAUCAAAGUUACCUUUGUGUCUGAGCUGAUCGUCAGGGACGGGAGUAUUCUCUUCUCUCUGCCCGGGAGUGUGGCUCCGUGGCAGGAGAGCGCAGCACUCAACCAGACCACGCAGGUCACUGUGGAGAAAGUGUGUGUGACUGAUGAGUCAGCAAAUACAAGAGAGUUCUACCUGGACAUGUCAGUCGAGAUGCCCAAUGAAAUCAGCAGCUUGGAGUGCAUCACUCACAAAGUCAGGGUUAAGAGAACAGACUGUAAGGCAGUAGUGGGCUUGCUGCCAGGACAGGUGAUGGGUCCGGAGGGUUUCCAGUUGUCAGUCACUCUGUCCGAGGUCCACCUGCCCAGGAUGUGGGUGGAGAAACACCCUGACAAGGACAGUCAGGCGUGCAUGUUGGUUUUUUAUCCUGACUUCGAUGUCAGUUCCAUGUCAGAAUCCGAUGAAGUCUUCCUGUUGCUGGACACGUCUGAGUCCAUGAAGGGAGAGUCUCUCCGCAUGGCUCAGAGAAUCGCCCUCCAGGUCCUCAGAGCCCUCGGCAGCAACAUCAGACUCAACGUGGUUUUAUUUGGCACAGAUCACACUGAAGCGUUUCUGACAGCGCAGCCGCUCACUGAGGCCCGUCAGACAGCAGAGAGCUUCAUCAAGAACGUCUCUCCAGUGGGCGGCAGCACUGAGCUUUGGCGGCCCCUGAGGGCCCUCAGCCUGCUGCCUCCAUCCCGUGGCAUCAGGAACCUGCUGCUGCUGUCAGAUGGCCACAUCCAGAACGCAGAGUUCACCCUGAAGCUGCUCAGAGACAGCGUGCAGCACAGCCGCCUCUUCACCUGCGGCAUCAGCCCGACAGCCAAUAAGCAUAUGCUGAGAGCUCUGGCCCAGGCAGGGGGCGGAGCCUACGAGUUCUUUGACACAAAAGUCAAACACAACUGGUCAGAGAAGGUGGCACGUCAGGUGAAGCGUAUUGCAUCCCCUGGCUGCAGUUCAGUGUCUGUGAAGUGGCAGCAGUUCAACCCGACAGCGCCCACUCCUGUGCAAGCGCCCAAACAGCUCCAUGCAUUGUUCAAUGACUGUCACACCCUGGUUUACGGCUUUGUGCCGCACUGCACUCAGGCCACCCUCCACGGGAACCUCAGUGGUCAGGAGCUCCAAACCAUGGUGUCGACGAGUGAGCUGCAGAAGACGAGUGGCACAUUUCUUCACAAGCUCACAGCAAGAGCCCUCAUCAAGGAUUAUGAAGAUGGAAGCCUGGAUACAGACGAGGCUGAACAUGAGGGGAAGAAAGCGGAGUUGAAGUCCUUCAUCAUCGAUUUGAGCAAAGAGUUCUCCAUCCUGUCUCAGUUCACCAGCUUUGUGGCCAUUGAGGAGAGGGACCCUGAGAAACCGGAGGAGGGUUUCACAGACAUCCCCCAGUUGAUCGCAGAGGAGGAGGUGGACUUCCUUCCCUACAUCAGCUGGGAUAUUCCUCAGGAUAGUGAAGAUGAUGAUGAUGAUGAUGAUGAUGAUGAAGAGGGAUCACGUAGUUUAGGACUGGAAGGAGAUGUCUAUCGUACACGUUUUUUGGGUUCCAUGUGUUUGGAGGACGAUUCAUAUCUCAUUACAGGCGGUGACAGAGGCAUGGUAACGAGCUCAAUCUGUCCUGAGUUUUUCCAAAUGGAUUCCUCCAGCUCGGAGGAUUGUGUAGCAAUGAUGUCCAGGUCCCCAAUAGAGGAGGUGGAUCCUUUCUGGGAAGAUUGUGUGGAACAUACUCCUCUUACCUCUUUUCCUCCUCCUCCUCCUCCUCCUCCUCCAUCUUUUGGGAGGUUUUCUUCAUUUGCCCAAACCCCAAUUCAAGCCUCUCCGAACUCUGGGUCUCUACCAUCUCCAUUUGUCCAAAGCCAUAGUAUAGCCUCUGCGAUGCCUCCGCCUCCACCUCCACCUUUUGUGGGGUUUUCUUCAUUUGCCCAAACCUCAAUUCAAGCCUCUCCGAUCCCUGGGUCUCUACCAUCUCCAUUUGUCCAAAGCCAUAGUAUAGCCUCUGCGAUGCCACCUUUUAUUGCUGAUGAGAUCUCCCAAACUUCUUUUACUCAGAGCCCCGUUGGUUCUCUAAGGAUGGGUAGAAGACGGUUGUGUAGACAAGUUGACAGGGACAAUAGUUCUAUGUAUCGUGAUAUAUCUUUGAGUAAAAUGUCCAAGCCCUCCGGCAGCAUUUCUCCUCCCCUUGGUGCAUCCGGCUGGAGUGGCGUAAGGGUUGAAUUGGCCGAGUCUUCUGAAGAACCAGAACUGCCUCCGAAAAAGAAAGGAUUGCCAUCUUUCAUGCAGCGGAAGGCCAAGGAUAACAGCAUAGCCCGCCCUGCCAUCCAGUGCGAUUCUGGUUGGAUGGAUAACCUGUUUCAAGCUCAACCCUCAAUGAAGUUAUUGGUCCAGAGGGAACCUGUACCACGUAGUUUACCUGAAAGAAGGAUGUUUUGUUCAUUAUCCCAUUCAGCUGGAGCUACUGUACGUAGAAGAAACAGGAUGUCAGCUUCCUACAGUUCCAGUGGAAUGUCGACAGAUCCUGAUCAAAUGAUGCUCAGAUGGGAUAAGAUCUUCCAGAUGCAACAUUCGGAGGGCUACUGGGAGUUGACCACAGAACUGGGUGAAUACGUAAAUGUAGACGUCGACUCCUUUGUCAACGUGUUCCUGAAAAACAAAGGCAUCUGCUCUCUGGGUGUGAGGGCCAACGCAGAUAUCCUGAGGCUGGUGGCAACUCUUCUGGUUCUGCAGACGAUGAGGGAGGAGAAACUGGAGGAAGGCAAACUGCUCCGCACCCUCUUCUGUCUGGGUGACGCUGCUCAGCCCAGGCCACAGCGUUGGGACGAGGUGAAGAAGGCAGUGGAGUGGGUCCGCUGGGCUGACAAACAGUACCCAUGCAUCUACAGCCGGCUGGAGUUUGGUUGGAGCUGGGAGUCGUCCACCCGUCAGCUGCUGGGCUACGAAGGGCUGCCCACCUUCUCACCACUCAAAGGUUUUGUCCAGCCGGGAUCGGUGGGCGGUGUCAGGAAGCUGGUUCAUUACUGAUGAGUUCUGUGUAUUUCACAGAGACACCCACCUCCUCCACUCACCAGAUAUUGGAGUUUUACCGGGUGGGAAAUCGUAAAGGGCUGUAAAACAAAACCCAGACUUUUCUUUCUCAAACUGAAACUUUAUACUCGCAUUAGUGUGCUCCUCCAGUAAGUUCCGUAAGGUGUGGCUCAUCAAAAUGACUUAAUUUACUUUCAAUAUAAGAUUUUGUUAUUUUUUGUCAUUAUUAUUGACAGUCAGACUAAAAAUGGGCAAAAUAACCUAAAGGCAUUCUCUGUGCUUUGGCUUUUGAAAAUGUAAAAUAUAAACAUCACAAUCUUUUCUAUCUGUUCUAACUUUUUUCUCACCUUCACUUCAGUAAUGACUUUACAUCCAUUCACAUCAGUAUCCACACACACUGUGUGCUGCUAUGAAUACUACUGUAGUGGGAUUUUAAGUUUGGAUUUGUCUGUUUUCCAUAUGCAGAAAUACAUAAUGUCGGAUCCCAGAAUUUUUCUUUUCAGUUCUACAAUCUGUUCCAUUUGCUUGAAAUAUCCAUGAUUUGCAAAACGUAAAUUUGAGGCUGUCUGAAAAUUCGAUGUUCUCUCACUUCACCAAGUUCUCUCCUCAGCUAAAUAAAGUUGUGUAAACUCUCAGUA
Hippoglossus stenolepis (Pacific halibut) is the source of this 6035-nucleotide messenger RNA. RefSeq names its product poly (ADP-ribose) polymerase family, member 4 (gene parp4). The transcript has 36 exons. The coding region runs from base 130 to 5394 and encodes 1754 amino acids. The record is from RefSeq and is a predicted model, not a curated record. NCBI's taxonomy places the organism in Eukaryota, Metazoa, Chordata, Actinopteri, Pleuronectiformes, Pleuronectidae. Gene Ontology annotation, molecular function: NAD+ poly-ADP-ribosyltransferase activity.